CGCCCUGCGCUUUGUCCGCGGCCACCGGGCGGGCCGCGCUCCCUCUUAGACCCUCGUCCAUCUCCGGGGCCCCGGAAGGACGGCUGCGUCGGGCGCUCUGCGCACUGCCUCGGGUUAGGGGGCCCUCCCCCGCGAUUUGGGGGGUAACUUCCGGAAACGGCACCCCGAAACUGAAAUCAGUACGAGCUCGCGAGAAUCGGGAUAUGGCGACCGUCCGGUUACGUGAAGAUUGGGGAGCGUGUUGUCGGGACUUCGCUGUGGGUGACAAGCUCGUUGGGUCAUUCAUUCAGUCUGGGUCACGUGGCGCCCACUGUGUGGUACCAGUGUAGCGAAUAGCGAUUAAGCCGUUUGGGGCCGAUUGUAACUGCUCCAACCAUAGUUGGAGACUGGAGGCUCUGGUGCAGGCCAGAUGUUUAUGGAGAACAGCAGGACUCCCAUCACCAGGAACCAGUGGCUCAGGCUAGGGAGGGCCUUCCCCCCCGCCUCCCCCCCCACCCAGCUCAUUCAUUCAGCGGACAAGGCACCUUUUGGGUGUCUGGCAGGGGCCUUGUAGGCUUUCCCGCCCGAGGGAGAGGCAGGUAUACACCAUCACGGAAGGCCACAUAUUGCUUUAGGUUGGGUGGAAUUGAUAACGGAAGGUAGUGUUACCACAAUUUCCCUAGUUAGCCGCAUGCUGCAAACAGCCAAUUCUUGAGACCGGGUGAGGUGGGUAGCAAGAAGUUUAUUAGAUAUACCGGUAUUUACCGAUAUAUGGAGGCAGAGGGGAAUGAUCUCCUAAAGCCAGCUGUCUGUCUCUCAGAACUACAGGUCAGCUAGGGUUUUCAAGGGAAAAGGGGCUAUAAGUUUUAGGAACUUGUGGAAUGUGCAUUCUCUUUCUGUUUGGUUUCAAACAUGUUGAUCUCUUCCUGCUAUUAUCCCAUCAGCUUCAUCUUGUUGACAGGCUUAUUAGAUCCAUAUCACUUGUUUUCCAAGGUCCUAGGGGAAACACUGGUUAACCUUUUGGAGGAGCUAACAGGAAAAUCCUACUUGGAAACAGAGACAGCCUGGGAAGGGAAAGAAGAAGGGGAAAAAUGGCACAGGUACUGUUCAGGAUAUGGCUGAGCAGCCUGUUUCAGUAGGAUCGUGGUAAUCAGAGCAGCAGUGAGAGAAGAGUAGGAGAAAGCUGGUCACUGAACCAAGGCCAGUAUGGCUUGGGGAAGCUGAGAACUCUGGAGGCUCUGUAGAAUUCUGCAUUUUAUCUUAAGAAUAAUGGGAAGGCCUGAAGGCAUGGUAAGAUUCAGAUUAAUUUUUCAAGAGCAAGUCUGGCUGUGUGUUAAGGAUCUGGGAGGAGGGUGAGGCAGACAGAUGUGUGGUCCAGGGGAGGUCCUGGGUUGGGAUGGAGGUGAAGAACAUGGACGAGUUGAGGUAGUCAGGGCUUGGAGAUACUGAGUUGAGGCGGGCCAUGAGGGGAUGGAGGAGGUGUCAGGGAUGUCUGGCAUGAGGAACUACGUGCUUGGAGAUUUCAUUUGCCAAACUGGACACUGGAGGAGGAGGAGUCAGCCAAGGCUGGAAAUGCCUGAAGUGCAAGUGGGUGAGACGUGGGGUAGGUAAGGAUGAGCUCAGAGGGAGAUGGGCUGAGAUGUGCCGUGGAGAGUCAUGGACUUGUGGAAGGUUUUGCACACCAUCUGCCUGGUUUUCAUUGAGGUACUCAGAUACUGGAGUGAGGUAUGGGCUUGUGUGGAGAGUUCUGGAGCUCUGACCAUGGGAUCCGUGUGGCCCGGGAACACCUCCACCUUUGGGUGGGUCUGUGGGCACAGCCCGCAGGGGCAGCUGGGAGCCUGCACAGGGGUGAAGGACAGAGUACAGAGGGCUGUUGGGAGACAGUCCAGCAUCCUGAGUCUUCCUUCCUUUCUCGGGGUCUGUGUUUUCUUCCAGGUCCUCUCCGCCAUGGCCAGGCGGCCCCGGAGCAGCCGGGCAUGGCAUUUUGUCCUGAGUGCAGCCCGCCGAGAUGCCGAUGCCCGGGUUGUGGCUCUGGCAGGCACUGCUAACUGGGGCUAUGACUCUGAUGGGCAGCACAGCGACUCAGACUCCGACCCUGAGUUCUUGUCCCUGCCGCCAUCCAUCCCCAGCGCUGUGCCGGUCACCGGGGAGUCCUUCUGUGACUGCGACAGCCAGAGUGAGGCCUCCUUCUGCGGCGGCCGGCACAGCACCCACAGUGGCAAAGACUGCCGCUGUGGGGAGGAGGACGAGCACUUUGACUGGGUCUGGGAUGACCUGAACAAGUCCUCAGCCACCCUCCUGAGCUGCGAUAAUCGCAAAGUCAGCUUCCAUGUGGAAUACAGCUGUGGCACAGCAGCCAUCCGGGGCACCAAGGAGCUGGGUGAGGGCCAGCAUUUCUGGGAGAUCAAGAUGACCUCGCCUGUCUAUGGUACUGACAUGAUGGUAGGCAUUGGGACGUCAGAUGUGGACCUGGACAAGUACCACCACACCUUCUGCAGCCUGCUGGGCAGGGAUGAGGACAGCUGGGGCCUCUCGUACACGGGGCUCCUCCACCACAAGGGAGACAAGAUGAGCUUCUCAUCACGCUUUGGCCAGGGCUCCAUCAUUGGUGUGCAUCUGGACACCUGGCAUGGGAAACUGACCUUCUUCAAGAACCGCAAGUGCAUAGGCGUGGCAGCCACCAGGCUGCAGAACAAGAAGUUCUACCCAAUGGUGUGCUCCACGGCCGCCAAGAGCAGCAUGAAGGUGAUCCGCUCUUGCGCCAGUUCCACCUCACUGCAGUACCUGUGCUGCUACCGCCUGCGCCAGCUGCGACCCAACUCCGGGGACACGCUCGAGGGUCUGCCCCUGCCCCCCGGCCUCAAGCAGGUGCUGCACAACAAGCUGGGCUGGGUGCUGAGCAUGAGCUGCAGCCUCUGCUGGCCACCCGCACCCAGCCCUGAGACCAGGCCUUGCCAGAGGAAACACUGCCGACGGACCUGACUUCCUUUCUGAUGAAAACUGCUUCUCAGCCAGGACCGUCUUCUGUCCCUUCCUUCUGGCCACACUCUGGGCAACAGGACAGGGACGAGUUGGGCUGAGUCUGUUGGGUUGUCCACCUGCUCCCAGAGCCUGGGACAGUCCUUUCUGCAGGGUCCAGGGCCACUUGGCCAUGUGAUCGUCCACGUCUGCUCUGUUGGUGCCAGUGGGGGCAGUUGCUUCUCUCCCCGAUGCUCCUAGGUGGUCACUGUUGGCCACCAGCAGUAGAGGAAGGCCUGGCUAGCACCAAUGUUCCUGCUUCUCAGGCCUUGGAGGCCUCAGGCUGUUUUUCACUGCUUUGCAUGUUGUCAGCUGCUGCUCCUCCUUCUCAGAAGGGUAAAUCACUGUAAUAAACACAGUUUCUAUUGA
Molecule: messenger RNA, 3366 nt
Organism: Loxodonta africana (African savanna elephant)
Lineage: Eukaryota; Metazoa; Chordata; Mammalia; Proboscidea; Elephantidae
Gene: SPSB3
Product: splA/ryanodine receptor domain and SOCS box containing 3
Exons: 6
Coding region: 1636-2961 (441 amino acids)
Biological process (GO): proteasome-mediated ubiquitin-dependent protein catabolic process
Cellular component (GO): SCF ubiquitin ligase complex
Molecular function (GO): protein binding
Source: RefSeq, a predicted model, not a curated record